Brassica oleracea var. oleracea is the source of this 2735-nucleotide messenger RNA. RefSeq lists its product as uncharacterized. The record is from RefSeq and is a predicted model, not a curated record. Lineage: Eukaryota; Viridiplantae; Streptophyta; Magnoliopsida; Brassicales; Brassicaceae. The coding region runs from base 731 to 2458 and encodes 575 amino acids. The transcript is spliced from 5 exons.
GGAAAAAAGGCUGUUGUUUCCUCAUACGUUUCGUUCCUCCAAUGCCAAUUCGCAAAUAACAACACAGAACACACAAAUUACCAAUUUCUUUUCUUCCUCCAUCGCAAACAAAAACCCUAAUUGCCUCCUUCUGAAUCCAUAAAUUCCUCUUUCUCUCUCUCUCUCUCUCUCUCUCUAUCGCGUUUCCAGUAUUUGACUUGUGUGGGUGAAAAUCCAUUGGCUUCGAUUGCAUCUACGAGACGCCUUGUUUCCUGCGUUUAGACGAACAAUCUCCUUCCGGACUUUUAGGGUUUUGGUGUCCUCUCUCUCGCCUUUCUCCAUCCUUGCUUUAUCGGGUUAGGGAUAAUUUUGGCUGUUUUUUUAGAUUGUCCCCGAUAAAAUAGAGAAUAGAGAGGCAUACGCGUUGGUGUUAGGGUUUCUUGUUUUCGUUUCAUCAUUGGAGUUGUCGCUUAGGCACUGAACCGGCGGGUGGUUCCGAUGAGGGUGUUGUUUUAAUUGUCAUUUUACCCAUUCUGCGUGAGAGAUGGAAGUCUAGAAGGUUUUUUUUUUUUUUUUUAAUCAUCUGAAGAUUGAAUCUUGAGUUUGAGAAGCCGAGGGAUUUGGAUUUCCUCUCCUGGCUUCAUUUUGUGACAAGGGAAGAGAAAAAGAAAAGAGUUUAUAAUUUUGUGUGGGAGGGUGAAGUAAGGUUAGUGUGUUUCUGUCUUUUAUCUGAUGAGGUACGGCUUUCAUAAUGGACAAAGGUGAACCCUCUUUAGUUCCGGAAUGGUUGAGAAGUUCAGGGCAUGCUUCUGGUGGUGGGAGUUCAAACCACCUCCUUAUAUCAUCUUCUUCUCACUCAGAUUCUGCAUCUUUACCUCAUAAUAGUCGGAAUAAGAACUCUUGGAACAAAAGUGAUGUUGAUUCCGUUCAUUCUCCUUUUCUGGAUCGAUCUUCUUCUGCUAAUUCCAGGAGGGGCUCUAGUAAUGGGUCUGCUAAGCAUCCGUAUAGUAGUUUCAACUUCAAUAGGAGUCAAAGAGAUAAGGACCGCAGCAGGGACAAGGAUAGGAUAAGCUAUGUGGAUCCAUGGGACCUUGACACUUCUCUCCCUCUCAGAAAUAUCUUAACUGGUAGGGAUCAGGACCAACUGCGACGAUCACAUUCAAUGGUGACUAGGAAACAGGCCGACCACUUAUCUCGAGGGCUUUCAGUGGGCUUGAAAAAUGGUGGUGGUAGUAGUAGUUACAACGGGAAUGGUAUACUUCAUGGACCUAGCAUUGGCAAUAGUUUUCUGAGGACUGGUUUUGAUAAGGAUUUUCCUUCGCUCGGAGCUGAAGAGAAGCAUGGUGGGCAAGACGUUGUACGGGUCUCAUCUCCUUGUCUAGGCUCAGCUGUUCAGAGCUUGCCAGUUGGUAACUCUCCUUUGAUUGGUGGGGAAGGUUGGACAUCGGCUCUGGCAGAGGUUCCCAAUGUCAUCGAGAAGGCUUGUGCUGGGCCCUUAACUUCUCCGAAAGCUAAUGUUGUUAGCAUAGGAUCUUCAACUGGUCUUAACAUGGCUGAAGCAUUGGUUCAGUCUCCAGCAAGAACGCUUACCCCUCCACAUGGAUCUUUGAAGACACAAAGACAUGAGGACUUGGCAAUCAAGCAGUCAAGGCAGUUGAUUCCGGUUGUGCCGUCAGCACAAAAGUGCUCGAUUCUUAACUCUUCUGAUAAAUCCAAGACAAAGCAAAUGGUUCGAGCUGGUGAAAUUUGUCUUGCUCCCUCAAGAAACUCCCAACAGCAGCCCUCUGUCCUGCUCGGAAAUGUCCAGUCUAAUCCUAGUGGUCAAAUUAAAUCAGAGAAGAAGCUGUUGGUUCUCAAACCUGCUAGGGAAACUGGUGUUGCUGCUGUUAAAGAAUCUGGAAGUCCUAGUAGUAAUCCAAACAGCAGACCCAACUCUAGCCAGCUAAUGAAUACUGCUCAAUCACCACAAUCUGCUACUGUGAGAAGUACAAACAACAGCCCAAGGGAGCACAAGGGAAUAACCUCCUUCACCAUGACAUCUGGGCAAACCAUUGAAAAGAAACCUUACUUAGCUCAGACUCAGAGCAGGCAUGCAUUUUUCAGUGCUCUGAAGCAGAAAACCAUAUCAUCAACAAACAUCUCUACCGAUCCUGUUAACCCUUCAACCACUCGCGUCUCUUCUUCCGUUGAGGAAAAAGUACUCACGUCAAAGGAGCUUGUAGCUAGUGACUCGUCAAGUUCGCAGGUUACAUGUGGUCUUGAAGUCACUCAAAGGAAUACUAUUGGUUUUGAGGCAGCAGACACUCCAGAUGAGGAAGAAGCCGAGUUUCUCAGAUCGCUUGGCUGGGAUGAAAACAAUGGCGAAGUUGAAGCUCUUACAGAGGAGGAGAUAAAAGCUUUUAAUGAACAGUACAAUAAGCUGAGGCCGUCACUUCCGCAGAAACUGUCCAUCAUACAAGAGCAAGAGAGUGUAACCUAGGAUCUUCGAAACCAACCUUACAAACUGAAGAAAUUACUGGUUUUUUACUCCAUGGAACAUAGUUUCUAAUUUCUUUUUUUUUUCUUGAAAAAAAACUGGUUACUACUUUUGGCAAUAGAAGGGAGAAAAGCAGGAGGGGUUUUUGGGUUUUGUUUGAUGGUUUUUAAAAUUUGUGCUAAGAAGCUUAUCAUGAGGGCCACGAGGCUUGAGUGUGCGAUAAGUGUCCUGCCCUUUUCGGACUUUGUAGAUCUUUGGUCAGUUGACAAAGAAAAAAAGU